Messenger RNA from Lagopus muta (rock ptarmigan), 5128 nucleotides. RefSeq names its product zinc finger protein 521 (gene ZNF521). Gene Ontology annotation, biological process: regulation of transcription by RNA polymerase II. The record is from RefSeq and is a predicted model, not a curated record. Gene Ontology annotation, molecular function: RNA polymerase II transcription regulatory region sequence-specific DNA binding; chromatin insulator sequence binding; DNA-binding transcription factor activity, RNA polymerase II-specific. Lineage: Eukaryota; Metazoa; Chordata; Aves; Galliformes; Phasianidae. The transcript is spliced from 7 exons. Bases 1041 to 4316 code for a protein of 1091 amino acids. Gene Ontology annotation, cellular component: chromosome; nucleus.
AGCGGGCGGCGGUGGGGACGCGUCCCCUCUCCUCUCUCCCUCCUUCCCUCCCCCUCCCUCCCCUUCCUUGCUUUUCUCUCCUCUCUCCUCUCUCUUCUCUCUCCCCCCUCCCUCCUCCUCUGGCGGCGGCGGCUCCGGAUCCGGGCGCUGGGCUCUGCCCGCCGCCUCCAGUCCAGGUCUUGGCGGCGGCCGCCGCCCUCCCCUCCUCCGCUCCCUCUCUCUCGCCUUUUAAUCAUGCCCCUCUGUCUGUGUGUGAGUGCAGGCAGGCUGACAAUGAUUUCCUCAGUGAUUACGUACAGAGCGAGUCCCUGCGGGUUAGGGGCCCCCUCUGGAGCCAUCCUGAUGGCUUUGGGGGCCUUGCUUCCAUUUUCCAUUAUUAUGUGGACUACCGGAGCGACAGCGCAGUCCAAGACCUUGCAGACCCAAACUGUAAACUAGAAGACAAGACAGAAGAUGGAGAAGUGUUAGACUGUAAGAAAAGGCCGGAUGAAGGGGAGGAGUUGGAAGAAGAAGCUGUGCACAGCUGUGACAGCUGCCUCCAGGUGUUUGAGUCACUGAGUGAUAUCACAGAACACAAGAUUAAUCAAUGUCAACUGACAGAUGGAGUGGAUGUUGAGGAUGACCCCACUUGCUCAUGGCCAGCAUCAUCACCUUCCAGCAAGGACCAGACUUCCCCGAGCCAUGGAGAAGGUUGUGAUUUUGGUGAAGAGGAAGGAGGCCCAGGGUUGCCCUAUCAGUGCCAGUUUUGUGACAAAUCGUUCAGCCGCCUCAGCUACUUAAAGCACCACGAGCAAAGUCACAGUGACAAACUCCCUUUCAAAUGCACAUAUUGCAGUCGUCUCUUCAAACACAAACGAAGCAGGGACCGCCACAUAAAGCUUCAUACGGGAGACAAGAAAUAUCACUGCAGUGAGUGUGAUGCAGCAUUCUCAAGGAGUGAUCAUCUUAAAAUUCACUUAAAGACUCAUACGUCCAACAAGCCAUAUAAAUGUGCCAUUUGUAGACGUGGAUUCCUGUCAUCUAGUUCGCUGCACGGCCACAUGCAGGUUCACGAGAGGAACAAGGAUGGCUCUCAGUCUGCUUCCCGGAUGGAGGACUGGAAAAUGAAGGACACUCAGAAGUGCAGUCAGUGUGAAGAAGGCUUUGAUUUUCCUGAGGAUCUUCAGAAGCACAUUGCGGAAUGUCACCCUGAGUGUUCUCCUAAUGAAGACCGAUCUGCUCUUCAGUGUGUUUAUUGUCACGAACUCUUUGUAGAGGAAACGUCUCUGGUGAAUCACAUGGAGCAGGCUCAUAAUGGUGAGAAGAAGAAUUCAUGCAGCAUUUGCUCUGAGAACUUUCACACUGUGGAAGAGCUGUACAGCCACAUGGACAGUCACCAGCAACCAGAAUCAUGCAACCACAGCAACAGCCCAUCAUUGGUAACUGUUGGCUAUACCUCAGUCUCAAGUACCACUCCAGAUUCCAAUCUCUCUGUGGAUAGUUCAACGAUGGUGGAAACGGCUCCCCCUAUACCAAAAGGCCGUGGAAGGAAGCGGGCAGCUCAGCAAGUGCCAGAUAUCACUGGUCCUUCAAGUAAACAGGCAAAAGUUACCUAUAGCUGCAUUUAUUGCAACAAACAGUUAUUUUCCAGCCUCGCAGUUUUGCAGAUACACCUGAAAACUAUGCAUUUAGAUAAACCUGAACAAGCCCAUAUCUGUCAGUACUGUUUGGAGGUAUUGCCAUCUCUCUACAAUCUGAACGAGCAUCUUAAGCAAGUCCAUGAAGCUCCGGAUCCAGGGCUGAUUGUUUCCACCAUGCCUGCGAUGGUGUACCAGUGCAACUUCUGCUCUGAAGUGUUCAAUGACCUCAACACUCUUCAGGAGCAUAUCCGAUGUUCUCAUGGAUUUGCCAACCCUGCUGCUAAGGACAGUAAUGCGUUCUUUUGUCCCCAUUGCUACAUGGGGUUUCUUACAGAUUCUUCUCUGGAAGAGCAUAUUAGACAAGUCCAUUGUGAUCUUAGCAGUUCCCGUUUUGGUUCCCCUGUGCUCGGAACCCCAAAAGAUCCAGUAGUGGAAGUGUAUUCUUGUUCUUACUGUACAAAUUCUCCAAUAUUUAAUAGCGUUCUUAAAUUGAACAAGCAUAUCAAGGAGAACCAUAAGAACAUUCCUUUGGCACUGAAUUACAUCCACAAUGGAAAAAAAUCCAGAGCCAUGAGUCCCUUAUCUCCUGUAACGAUUGAGCAGACCUCUUUAAAAAUGAUGCAGGCAGUUGGAGGUGCUCCUCCUCGUCCUGCAGGUGAAUAUAUUUGUAAUCAGUGUGGUGCUAAGUAUACUUCCUUAGACGGUUUUCAGACUCAUUUAAAAACACAUCUUGAUACUGUCCUGCCAAAACUGACCUGCCCUCAGUGCAACAAGGAAUUUCCAAAUCAGGAGUCUCUGCUGAAGCAUGUUACCAUUCAUUUUAUGAUCACCUCAACCUACUACAUCUGUGAAAGCUGUGACAAGCAGUUUACUUCUGUGGAUGACUUGCAGAAGCACCUACUAGACAUGCAUACAUUUGUAUUCUUCCGCUGCACCCUGUGCCAAGAGGUUUUUGACUCCAAAGUCUCUAUCCAACUACACUUGGCUGUGAAGCACAGCAAUGAAAAGAAGGUAUAUAGAUGUACGUCUUGCAACUGGGAUUUCCGCAAUGAGACUGACCUACAGCUUCAUGUUAAACACAACCACUUGGAGAACCAAGGCAAAGUGCACAAGUGCAUCUUCUGUGGUGAGUCCUUUGGUACAGAGGUGGAGCUGCAGUGCCAUAUUACUACGCACAGCAAGAAGUACAACUGCAAGUUCUGCAGCAAAGCUUUCCAUGCCAUCAUCCUGCUGGAAAAGCACCUAAGGGAAAAGCAUUGUGUUUUUGAAACAAAAACUCCAAACUGUGGGACGAAUGGGGCAUCUGAGCAGGUUCAGAAGGAAGAAGUGGAGCUCCAGACCUUGUUGACAAAUAGCCAGGAGUCCCAUAACAGCCACGAUGGCAGCGAAGAGGAUGUGGACACAUCUGAGCCUAUGUAUGGCUGUGACAUCUGUGGAGCAGCUUACACCAUGGAGACUCUCCUGCAAAACCACCAGCUUCGAGACCACAACAUUCGACCUGGAGAGAGUGCCAUAGUGAAGAAAAAGGCUGAACUCAUUAAGGGGAAUUACAAGUGUAAUGUGUGUUCUCGAACAUUCUUCUCUGAAAACGGGCUCCGAGAACACAUGCAGACACACUUGGGACCAGUGAAACAUUACAUGUGCCCAAUCUGUGGCGAGCGGUUUCCAUCUCUUCUGACUCUUACUGAACAUAAAGUCACACACAGUAAGAGCCUGGACACUGGAAACUGCAGGAUUUGCAAGAUGCCUCUGCAGAGUGAGGAGGAAUUUUUAGAGCAUUGCCAGAUGCACCCUGACUUGAGGAACUCUUUGACAGGGUUCCGCUGCGUGGUGUGCAUGCAGACUGUGACCUCCACGUUGGAACUGAAAAUCCACGGCACAUUCCACAUGCAGAAAACUGGAAAUGGUUCUGCCGUGCAGUCUACGGGGCGCGCACAGCAUCUCCAGAAACUGUACAAGUGUGCUUCUUGCCUGAAGGAAUUUCGUUCAAAACAGGAUUUAGUGAAACUUGACAUCAAUGGUCUACCAUAUGGUCUGUGUGCUAGCUGUGUUAAUCUCAGUAAAAGUGGUAGUCCAAGUGUCAACAUCCCUUCAAGCAGUAACAGACAAGGCAUGGGCCAAAAUGAGAACUUGAGUUCCAUUGAGAACAAAAGCAAGGCAGGGGGACUGAAGACUCGAUGUUCUAGUUGCAAUGUUAAAUUUGAAUCAGAAAGUGAACUCCAAAACCAUAUUCAGUCAAUCCACAGAGAGCUUGUUCCAGACAGCAACAGUACACAGCUGAAAACACCACAAGUAUCUCCAAUGCCCAGAAUCAGCCCCUCCCAAACUGAAGAGAAGAAGACCUACCAGUGCAUCAAAUGUCAGAUGGUUUUCUACAAUGAAUGGGAUAUCCAAGUUCAUGUUGCAAACCACAUGAUUGAUGAAGGACUGAACCACGAAUGCAAGCUCUGCAAUCAGACGUUUGACUCUCCUGCCAAACUCCAGUGCCACCUGAUAGAGCACAGCUUUGAAGGCAUGGGGGGCACCUUCAAAUGUCCGGUGUGCUUUACAGUGUUUGUCCAAGCAAACAAGUUGCAGCAGCACAUUUUCUCAGCCCAUGGACAAGAGGACAAGAUCUAUGACUGCACACAGUGUCCACAGAAGUUCUUCUUCCAAACAGAGCUGCAGAAUCAUACGAUGACCCAGCAUAGCAGUUAGUGCAAGGCCCAUCUCUUCUGGAGGAUUCUUUGUGGCACAAAAAGGGAACACGUUUUACUCUUUGCACGAAACUUUCAUUGUUAAUGUAUAUUAUUCAGAAACAUUGUAUUGUACCAUAAAACUUGUAUUAUCGAAACUGUUGGAUGUUCAUGUGUUUGAACUUUUGAGCACCGGAUAGACUUCCUGUAUAUAAAGUGUUGCACAUGUAUUAUGUUGUCUGAUACUAAAAUGGUCUUAUAAAGACAAGUGGACUUGGGCCCUAUUCAAGAAGGAUAAAAAUAAUAAUAAUACUGUAAGAGGGGAAAAAAUAGCUGAAGAACAAGCGUCAUUUUCAAGGAGGAGGGAGAAAGUAAUAGCUAUGUUCCAAUACAGCUCUGUUUGGCCUUCUUUUCAUUUAAACUUCGGUCUAGAAAUCUCUCUCUUUUGGUAUACAAACGGAUGAAUCCAAGACUAUUUUUUAUUGCUGAAGAUUCUUGCAAAAAAUCUGAAGACUCUCUCUCUCACAGAGCAGGAACCCACAGUUGAAUAAGGCCCGUAUAUAUAUUUGUAAGCCUUGCGAUAUGACAGAUAGCAUUACCAUAUAUGCAAUAGUUGUUAUGUAGAUUGUCAAAGAAUUUUUUUUUUUUUUCUGGAUACCGUUUGAAGCUUUGAGUGUUCAAGACUUUCCUUAAUGAUUUCACAUGGCCAAAUUCUUGAAUCAGUUGAACUAACCUGUAUGUUACUGUUAUUAAUGUUUACUCUGCGAUCUGAACCUGGAGAUUACUGGAAUUGUUUUCCAAAAGGAAAUAAAUUCAGUUUACCAUUAUGUGUGA